UGCUUCGUCCCUCCAGAAUGCCCUUCUUCCAGUGGGAAGCCCAACCACGCAGAUAUCCUGCUUGUAAACCUACAGUAUGUUUCAGAAGUGGAAAUAAUUAACGACCGCACGGAAACCCCUCCUCCUUUAGCUUCACUCAAUGUUAGCAAGCUCGCCAACAAAGCACGGAUGGAGAAGGAGGAGAAGCUGAGCCAGGCGUACGCCAUCAGUGCGGGGGUCUCCCUGGAGGGACAGCAGCUCUUCCAGACCAUCCACAAGACCAUUAAGGACUGUAAAUGGCAGGAGAAGAACAUAGUUGUGAUGGAAGAAGUCGUCAUCGCCCCCCCGUACCAGGUGGAGAACUGUAAAGGCAAAGAGGGCAGCGCGCUGGGGCACGUACGCAAAAUAGUCGAGAAACACUUUAGAGAUGUGGAAAGCCAAAAGGUAAUGCAGCGUUCACAAGCACAGCAAACACAGAAGGAGAGCGCCCUGUCGUCCUGAGGCCUGCCGGCACCGAUGUCCUGCCUGGGGAACGGGGCAGCUCGCCGAUUCCAAACCUUAGACUUUAAACAAACAAACAAACAAACAAAAACCAACACACACACAUAAAAAAAAAGAAAAAAAAAAAGAAAAAAAAAAAAAGAGAAUAAUUUAAAAGCUCAUGCAUUACUUGACUAACAGACUUUCUUUUGUCCGCCAUGGUUUCUUUCCCAUCGGCUGCUCGCGCUCGGUUACUUUUAUUUUUGGACUCCCCUCUCCACAACCCCCCCUUUAUUUUUCCAAAGGGGGUCCUUCACCCCCCCCCAAAGGGAGCAGCUCCCAUUUCCUCCCCCCAGGACGCCUCCAAAAAUAAAACUAAGCAGCAGCAGCCCCGAGCCGGGACCUGCGACCCGCAGGCUCCUCUUUUAAUUUUGUUUGCACAGGGCAAGGCUUGAAUUAGUCCUAUUUUUCUUAUCUUUAAAGAUAUAUAUGAAUAUAUAUUAAAAUGUCCUUUAAAUAUUUUCUGCUUCCGGCAGUUCUCUUGGGAUCAUGGCAAAAAAAAAGAGAAGAAAACAAAAAACCCACAACAAAACCACCUGAAUCCCCACGUUUUCACCCAAAGAGCCCAAAGUUCAUUUCUGAGGGGGGGGGGGGAGGGGGGAGGUUCCUCUUUCUGUUCAAUUUUCCCCAUUUCCUUCAUUUUUUACUGUCUAUUUUUUUUUUGCCAUGAUUCUCCCCCUCCUCCCCCUUUGUUUUAAUUUUUUUGGGUGUUUUUUUUUUUU
Messenger RNA from Lagopus muta (rock ptarmigan), 1241 nucleotides. It is a transcript of the gene LSM12, whose product is annotated as LSM12 homolog. The transcript is spliced from 4 exons. The annotation marks the transcript as partial. The record is from RefSeq and is a predicted model, not a curated record. Lineage: Eukaryota; Metazoa; Chordata; Aves; Galliformes; Phasianidae.